AUGAAGAGAAACUUCACCUCUGUGACAGAGUUUAUCCUCUUGGGACUUACCAGCCGUGUGGAGCUUCAGAUCCUCUUUUUUGUGGUGUUUCUGGUGGUGUAUGUGGCCACGGUGGCAGGAAACCUGGGCAUGAUUGUACUCAUCCAGACCAAUGCCAGGCUUCACACUCCCAUGUACUUUUUCCUGAGCCAUUUAUCCUUUGUGGAUCUGUGCUUCUCCUCCAAUGUGACUCCUAAAAUGCUUCAGAUUUUCCUUUUGGAAAAGACAACUAUUUCCUACCCUGUAUGCUUGGUCCAGUGUUACCUCUUCAUUGCCUUGGUCCAUGUUGAGAUUUACAUCCUGGCUCUGAUGACCUUUGAUCGGUACAUGGCCAUCUGCAACCCUCUGCUUUAUGGGAGCAAGAUGUCCCAGAGUGUAUGCACAUCCCUUAUCACAGUGUCUUACAUGUAUGGGGCGCUCACUGGUCUGAUGGAGACCAUGUGGACUUAUAAUCUGGCUUUCUGUGGCCACAACAAAAUCAAUCACUUCUACUGUGCUGACCCACCACUGAUUAAGUUGGCAUGCUCGGACACCUACCACAAAGAAACCUCUAUGUUUGUUGUGGCUGGAUUCAACCUCUCUUUCUCCUUACUCAUCAUUCUCACUUCCUACCUGUAUAUUUUCCCUGCUAUCCUGAGGAUCAGCUCGACAGAAGGCAAGCACAAAGCUUUCUCCACUUGCGGUUCCCAUCUGACAGCUGUUAUAAUAUUCUAUGCAACUCUCUUUUUCAUGUAUCUCAGACCCACAUUGAAAGAAUCUGUGGAACAAGGCAAGAUGGUCGCUGUGUUCUAUACCACAGUCAUUCCCAUGUUGAACCCUAUGAUUUACAGCCUUAGGAACAAAGAUGUGAAAGAAGCAAUAAGCAAAAAACUGUCAAGGAAAAAAUCACUUUUCUGAAAAAGAACCAAUUUUUUGUUUGCACUCUUGGCAGUUUUCCUAGG
Myodes glareolus (Bank vole) is the source of this 980-nucleotide messenger RNA. RefSeq names its product olfactory receptor 5M8-like. Gene Ontology annotation, cellular component: membrane. NCBI's taxonomy places the organism in Eukaryota, Metazoa, Chordata, Mammalia, Rodentia, Cricetidae. The record is from RefSeq and is a predicted model, not a curated record. Gene Ontology annotation, biological process: G protein-coupled receptor signaling pathway. Gene Ontology annotation, molecular function: G protein-coupled receptor activity; olfactory receptor activity.